Molecule: messenger RNA, 1281 nt
Organism: Fulvia fulva
Lineage: Eukaryota; Fungi; Ascomycota; Dothideomycetes; Mycosphaerellales; Mycosphaerellaceae
Exons: 3
Coding region: 1-1281 (426 amino acids)
Source: RefSeq, a predicted model, not a curated record
AUGGCAAGUCCGACUCCUUCAGUUCUACCUCCUGGUUACAAACCACCCAUAGCACUCGUGGACGAUGAUCACCAUGGAGCUUGGGUGCACAUAUGCAAUGCAUUUGGUCUGACAGUGAUCCUUACCACUCUUGCCGUGAGAGUCUGGAUUCGAAGGAAAAUCAGUCCGCCUUUCAGCUAUGACGAUUACACACUCCUCGCUGCAACGAUACUGGCCAUGAUACACAGCGGGCUGAUGUUUGGAGUGGUUCAUCAAGGACUUGGAACUUCGAUCAAUCUGAUCGAAGAUGCGGAUCUCGUGCGCGUAGAGAAGAUGACUUAUGCCGCCGACCUAUUCUAUAUCUUCGCGAUAUACGCUGGCAAAUGCAGUGUCGUACUGCUUUUCAAGCGAUUAGCAGCAGACAGGAAGCAUGUGGUAGUAUCGUGGGCACUACUGGGCGGAUGCUGCACUUUCGCUUUCAUCUCUACGGUCCUGGUCGCAUUGCGCUGCGAUGUCGCGCGACCAUGGAUCCAGUAUAACGCUGACUGCGGCAGCUCGAACGCGCAAUGGAGAGCUGUGGCAGCUUUUGACCUCGUCAGUGAAGUCUGGCUGUUCUUGAUCAGUAUUCUGCUUGUAUGGGGGCUGUAUACGAAGGCGGCCAAUAAGGGACGGGUCAUCAUGGUGUUUGGCAUCAGACUACCUAUUAUCGCGAUCAUUGCUCUGCGACUGGUCUACCUCCAAGACGAAAUCGAAUCAGACAACCCCACCCUGGCCGCAGCAAUACCAGGAGUUCUUAGCCAGGUCGAGAUAUUCUACGGUCUCAUGACGGCGACAGUACCAUGCCUACGACCUUUCCUUGCAGGUUUCGCUACGUAUUACGGCGCCAUGGGAGGAGAUACCGUCAUUGGAGGAUCGCAAGUUGCAUCCGGGGGCAAGAAAGAUCAGAGCGGAUCGCACAGUGGAAGCUUUCGCAUGGGCUCUCUGAUGCCAAGGCCGCAGUCUCAGUCGAAGAACAGGCGAUCCAUCAUACGCGAUAAGAUGACGAGGUCGAAGAACAGAGAUAUGCCAAGCGCCAACGAGAUCAACAGCUGGCGGCAGGUUCCCACAAACAGCAGGACGACGGCCACACGAGGAAGUCAAUUCGUUGAUCUUCAUAACAGAAGUAGCUUGGGAAGCAAUGAUAGUACGAGGAUGAUCAUCAAGAAGCAGGUGGAGUUUCGAGUUGGGAGCGAGCAUAACACUGGAAUCGAUCACGAACCUGUCGACAAUGUUGGAGGACCCCCGGACCGCCGGGAAUCCUAG